AUGGGCAUCAAAGCGAGAAAGGUCGCCGUGAUAGGUGCAGGUAUCAGUGGAGUAAGUGCUGCUGCGCAUCUACUGAAACAGGGACUUGAAACUGUCGUCUUCGAAAGAUCCAACAUUCCUGGCGGCGUGUGGCAUUACGAUGAGCGAUCUGCUCUCGAGUCUGCAUUUCCAAACACGAGGCCCUCAGUGGGCGACUACAAGACAAGACCAGCGGUGCAUUAUAGUACCCCUCCGCCUGAGUAUCAGGACGAUAAAGACCUAGAGAUCGCCCAUGCACCACCUGGACCGAGUUAUGCCGGUCUCAGAAAUAAUGUGUCAACGAGACUGAUGAAGACAAGUCUCCAGAAUUGGCCUGAAGGAACCGAGGACUACGUUACUCAGAAGGUGCUUGAGGAGUACAUUCAGGCCUUUUCCAAAGACCAUGGAGUCACUGCCAUCACGCAGUAUCAUACCCGAGUCGAAGAGGUCCGUAAACAAGGAGAUGAAUGGAUAUUACGGACUACCACUCUCCAAAAGUCUUCCGCUGGCGCCCACUUGGUCGAAAAGCAUUGGAUCUUUGAUGCAGUCGUCGUGGCGUCUGGCCACUACAAUACGCCAAAUGUCCCUGACUGGCCAGGGAUAGCUGAGUGGAAAGCUGCCCGGCCAUCACAAGUAUGGCAUUCAAAGGGUUACAGAAAGCCACAUCAGUUUCAGGAUAAAAACAUAUUAAUUAUCGGAGCGAGUGUCUCGGCGAACGAUAUAGCGAAAGAAGCCGGACCGUACGCAAAUAAGAUUUGGCAAAGUACUCGAAAUGGCGAGUUGGACCUACCAGCACUUCUCCUUCCUCCGAAUGCCACCAGGGUAGUUGAGGUCAAAUCUUUCGAUCUAGACAAAGAGCACGCCAUCAGCUCGACAGAUCCAAGGACUCCAAUCCCAGGCACGGUCACGCUCGUGGAUGGUCAGAAGUUGGAAAACCUCGACGCCAUCGUCGUAGCCACCGGAUAUAUCACGUCCUACCCAUUUUUACCUAAUCUCCAUAAUGAUGACUUGCCAGCAUCGGAGGCGGAUGAUAAUGUCUUGGUCACAGCCAAGGGAGACAUGGCUCAUAACCUGCACAAAGACAUCUUUUACAUCCCCGAUCCAACACUAAGCUUCAUUGGCGCUCCUUACCAUAUUGCCACCUUUUCAUUGUUCGAGUUCCAAGCACAGGCAGUGGCACGAGUGCUCGCAGGGAAAACGACUCUCCCAACGGAACAGGAGAUGCGAGCAGAAUAUAAAGAAAAGGUUGCGAAGAAGGGGUUGGGACGCGAUUUCCACAGUCUUCGCGGCGAGAAACAGGAGGAGAACUAUGUCUCUGAACUGGUCAACUGGGUGAACCAGGACGCUGAGAGGCGUGGCUCGGAUGACAAGAUGAUUGGCCAUACCGAUGCGUGGCGCCAGGCAAAGGCUGACCAGCUGGAGCAGUUCAAAUGGUUGCGCAGUCGAACUGCACCCAAUAACGGUGAACCACAGCCAGAGAGUGUACGGAAGCUAAUAAGCGUGUUCACAGACGUGGCGGCCAUUAAACUCGUGACUGAGACUCGAGCUUAG
Molecule: messenger RNA, 1569 nt
Organism: Exophiala bonariae
Lineage: Eukaryota; Fungi; Ascomycota; Eurotiomycetes; Chaetothyriales; Herpotrichiellaceae
Exons: 1
Coding region: 1-1569 (522 amino acids)
Molecular function (GO): NADP binding; N,N-dimethylaniline monooxygenase activity; flavin adenine dinucleotide binding
Source: RefSeq, a predicted model, not a curated record